Molecule: messenger RNA, 1365 nt
Organism: Drechmeria coniospora
Lineage: Eukaryota; Fungi; Ascomycota; Sordariomycetes; Hypocreales; Ophiocordycipitaceae
Product: calcium/proton exchanger
Exons: 5
Coding region: 1-1365 (454 amino acids)
Biological process (GO): calcium ion transmembrane transport; intracellular calcium ion homeostasis
Cellular component (GO): fungal-type vacuole membrane
Molecular function (GO): calcium:proton antiporter activity
Source: RefSeq, a predicted model, not a curated record
AUGAGCUCCAAACCGAACAACGGCGCCACGGAGCGCACGCCCUUGAUCAACGGCGAGGCCUCGUCGACGCCGGACAAUGGCCACAUGCCACACUCGCACCAUCGCUCGCCCGCCUUCUCCUUCUUCUUCGACAGCACCCACACCCCUGGCAAGGACAGCCCUCGCUUGGCCGUGAGGAGUCUUGCCCACGUCUGGCACGUCACCAAAGUGACCCUCUUGAGCAGCUAUGUCAACUUCCUCCUCGUCAUGGUGCCCAUCGGCAUCGUUGCCGGCCAUCUGGAGUGGGACCCGACCACCGUCUUCACCAUCAAUUUCUUCGCCAUCAUCCCCCUCGCCGCUGUCCUGUCCUUUGCGACGGAGGAGAUCUCCCUCAAGCUUGGUGAGACGAUGGGAGGGCUCUUGAAUGCCACGUUUGGCAACGCCGUCGAGUUGAUUGUCAGCAUUGUUGCCCUCAAGGACGGCCAGAUCGAGGUUGUCCAAUCCUCCAUGCUCGGUUCCAUCCUGUCAAACCUGCUCCUCGUCAUGGGCAUGUGCUUCUUUUUCGGCGGACUCGUUCACCGCGGAACCAACGGAUCCGGCACCGAGCAGUCAUUCUCGGCCGCCGUUGCGCAGACGACUUGCUCUCUGAUGACCCUCUCGUCCGCCUCGCUCGUCAUCCCCGCCGCGCUCUACGCCGUCCUGGACCGAAGUGGAAGUGGCUCCGACGCGGAAAAGGCCCAAAGCAUUCUGGUGCUGUCGCGAGGCACCGCCAUCAUCCUCCUCCUCCUCUACGUCCUCUAUCUUGUCUUUCAACUCCGAACGCACAGCAACCUUUUCGAUGCCGAGAGGCAGGCCGCCUUGGACGAUGAGGAGGAGGAGGAGGCCUGCAUGGGGCCCGUCUCGGCCGGUCUUGUCCUUGUCGUCGUGACCAUCCUCGUUGCCGUCUGCGCCGAGUAUCUGGUCGGCAGCAUCGAUGCCAUCGUCGAAAGCGCAAACAUCAGCAAGGCCUUUAUCGGUUUGAUUCUCAUCCCCAUUGUCGGCAACGCCGCCGAGCACGUCACCGCCGUCGUCGUCGCCCUUCGUGACAAGAUGGACCUGGCCAUGGGAGUCGCCAUCGGGUCGUCUAUCCAGAUCGCCUUGGGCGUCACCCCUUUCCUCGUCAUCGUCGGUUGGAUCGUUGGACAGCCCAUGUCCCUUCACUUUGAAUCCUUCGAGACGGUCGCCUUUGCCGUCUCCGUCCUGGUCGUCACCUAUACCGUCCAGGAUGGCAGAUCCAACUACCUCGAAGGGGCCAUGCUUCUCGGCCUCUACAUCAUCAUCGCCGUCGCCUUUUACGCCACGCCUAGCGAUGCCAUAGACAAGGUCAGCGCCUUUGUUCGAAGCUAA